CUUAACAGACGGGUGACAAGUAGCCUACUCUCCAUCGCCAUGCAUAGGUUUAGGAUAGCAGUGACUAUUUGGGUGGUUUGUAUGCUCGUAACAUUUCACCCUGCUGAAGCGUGGUACAGACAAUCUACCAGCCCAACCGCUUACUCUGUCGGUAGGGCAUCGGGAUUGUUGUCCGGGAUCAGGAGGUCGCCUUAUGUCCGGCGCGCAGAGUCAGAGUCUGAAAGCGAGGGACAGCCAGAGUCUUCAGAUAAAAACUUAAUUCCGGAGACAAUCUUUCGACCGUCAGUCUUCCUCAAAACGUUGGCAAUCUGUGUUAAAGACGUGUCACCAAACAUUCAAAGCUGCGAACCAGUCCAAGAUGGGACAGCGAUGUUUCAGUGCAAAGGCGAGUUACUCAUCUCGUUGGAUACACGGGAGUGUGACGGACUUUGAGCAUCUGCAUUCACACAGGGAAACACCAUGAACACUGAACUGGCAAUGGAGGACGGCACUUUUUUUUUUUUUUUUAAGAUGGUCUAUUAUGAUUUAUCAUGUCUUGUUAGGGCAACUUUUUAAC
Molecule: messenger RNA, 556 nt
Organism: Sardina pilchardus (European sardine)
Lineage: Eukaryota; Metazoa; Chordata; Actinopteri; Clupeiformes; Clupeidae
Product: neuropeptide B-like
Exons: 2
Coding region: 40-432 (130 amino acids)
Biological process (GO): feeding behavior; G protein-coupled receptor signaling pathway
Molecular function (GO): G protein-coupled receptor binding
Source: RefSeq, a predicted model, not a curated record